Gastrolobium bilobum is the source of this 1464-nucleotide messenger RNA. RefSeq lists its product as uncharacterized. Gene Ontology annotation, cellular component: chloroplast. The transcript has 4 exons. NCBI's taxonomy places the organism in Eukaryota, Viridiplantae, Streptophyta, Magnoliopsida, Fabales, Fabaceae. The record is from RefSeq and is a predicted model, not a curated record. Bases 89 to 850 code for a protein of 253 amino acids.
AGUACCGUGAACAUAACUACUGAUUACAGAAGAGAAGAGAAGAGAAGAGAAGAGAAAGGUCGAUUCGAUUCGAUUCGAUUGAAUUGAGAUGGCGGCCACAUCACUGCGUGUGCCGUGGAAACCUCUGCAUCUUCCACCCAAACCCAAUAUAUUAUUACAGCGUCAAAGUCAAAGUCAAAGCCAAAGCCAAAGUCGGCGUCACCGAAUGGUAGGAGGAGCUGUUAGAGUUAAAUGCUUUGGCGGUAUGAAUGGGAGAGAUAUGGAUAGGGUUUUGAAGGAUGCGUGGAGAACUGCCAACGAUGGUUUCGAACUCUUCCUCUUUGAAGCCAAGAAGACUGCCGAGCGCAUUGACCGCCGUUAUUCCGUCUCGCACCGUCUUAACUCCGUUGCCAGUUCCGCCGUUCACCGAGCACGCGAGAUUGAUCGUGACUUUGAGAUUGGACUCCGUUGGCGUGCUUUCACCAUCGAUUUUUCUAGAAACUGGCCCAACUACAGGAUGCAGCUCAAUAAGCUUGUCGAUAGUCCACUCGGAAGGAGCUUUGCAACAAUUUUCUUCAUCUGGUUCGCAUUAUCUGGUUGGCUUUUUCGGUUCCUGAUAAUUGCAACAUGGGUGCUUCCAUUUGCUGGACCUCUUCUCAUCGGGACAUUGGCCAACAGCUUAGUUAUUAAGGGCACUUGUCCGGCUUGUAAGAUGCAAUUUGCUGGUUACAAGAACCAAAUGAUUCGAUGUACGAGCUGUGGCAACAUUGUGUGGCAACCUAAAGGGGAUUCCUCUUCAAGAGAUGGUAGAAGAACCUCCGCAUCGAAGUCAGACCCUGAUAUUAUUGAUGUUGACUUUGAGGAGAGAUGAAGACGUGUGCCAGAUAGCGGCUAUCAUUCUGGAUUUGACUUUGCAAACAGAUCAAUAGACAAUGCAUGUGUGUUGAAAUUUGUUAUGUUUUUGGUUCUUUAUAAUUGAAAUUUGUUCUUACGUAUGUGUUGUACAGUUGUAUGCACAUGUACAUCUUUCUUCGUAGUAUGAUACCAGAGAUAGGAGAGGAAAGAAAAAGAAACAGGAAGCAAAACGAAAAAAGUAAAAGAAACAGACUGUUCGAGCGCAAACAGUUUCUGGAACAAUUCAAGUUAUGAAUGCAAGAACUUUGUAAGGAACAUAGUACCAAUUUUGUAUCAGAUUGUAUGAGUUACGAAGCAUACCGUCAUCGUAAAUAAAGCAUACUGUCAUGAAAUGGACUUAGGAAUAUGCCCCUAGAAUGGACCGAGGGGAACGCCUCCUGCUUGGUGAGGAAUUUAAAUAUUCAAAGGCCAUGUAUAACUUAUUCCAAAGAAUUCAUAUUUUUACAAUUGCUGUAGUUUAGGAUCUUCAUCAUGUUUUCAAUUUUGUGGGUUUCUCUCGCUUUCUUCACAUUUCCUUGAAGAAAUUAUCGGCAAGGAAAAGGUAUUUUUAUUCGGAUGUAAGUAUUUAAA